CUGACACCAUGUCGUGGAUCGUCGCGCCCGGGGUGUUGCUCAAAGUCCUUGCCACGCAUGUACAUACAACCAACUCUCACCAGACUCUUCAAAUCUGGUUGACUCUGCGCCGCGACAACCCGUGAUAAUAUCGCUCACGCACGAUGGACGCGUACGAGAGACUCGGUGGCCCUCGCUUUCGCCCUGGCUUCGCGCCGAAAGGCGAUAGAGACGCCCGUCAGCAAAGACAGCGCCCGAAGAUGCAGCCCUACUAUCCGCCACCGCCGGGUACCUUUUACCCUUAUACCUCGGCGACACAAGCUGCGUCCUCGUCGCAAAUAGGGGAAACAAAGGCCAGCGAACCUGGAUAUCCCGCUCCAUUUCCCAUCGACUCGCCAAAUCCCACAUCAUUCUAUCCUUACUCCUCAUCGUCUAAACCCUAUCAGAGCGACAUGGGGUACCAGCCGUAUCCGCCUGCUCAGGAAGAGGGCCGUUACCAACCAUACCGCCCUCCUGGGUACCCCAACGUCUCUCAGAGCACUUUCAACCCCUACGCCUCCAACUCGACACAAUCUGACGGCUACACAUACCAUGAACAGCAAGGGAGCAGCUACCCCCCUCCGCAGGCGCCGCUGCAGGACCCGCUGCAGCAGUAUAGCGGGCUCUAUUCUUCGAGACCCGACGCGAAGCAGGACCUCUACGGCGUUGAUGCAGAGAACGGUCCCCGGAGCAAGGCCUUGAAGCAACCAGGGUCAGCAGUCAAGGAGCCCCUUACUUUUGAGUUGAAUCCGCUCGAGCCUCAAGACGUGACCGUCCACAUGUCCCUCGAUACGACAGACGACCUACAAGAUGCCCUCGAAGAGUUCUCGCGGCUGCGGCGACUGGGUCGCUUCAACGACGCCGCUCGACAUUUCGAGAGCCACCUGGAGCACUUCCUCGACAACAAAUACGUCAUGACGCAAUACGGUCGCUUCCUCAGCGAGCGAGUCAACUCAAAAGAAUUUACCGAGCUCGCGAAGCGGUUUCCCCCACAAGAGGCCGCGGCCGACGAUGCAUUAGAGCUGAACUGGGAUCUGCUAGUAUAUAUGAUGGGAUUGGAAAGCGACAUUGACACCCCGGUGUUGCAAGACGUCGACAAGCUUGGUGACAAGGCGCUGGACCUGUUGCAGGAGGGCUUCCCGAACCUUGACUCCACAGAGAUGGAGCUGUUACAUCUCGUGCUCAUAGUUUCCGCUGCCUCGCUCGACGACCUUCAGGAACGCUUUAGUCCCUACACAUUCGCCGACCUCUAUACUCACCUAUGGAGGCAGGGGAUGGUAUGGGAGCUAUGCAAUCUCUUCCUGGCCCUGGAGCCCAUUUGCGGCGUGGAAACUGUCUCGAGAUUGCUGUUACCGUAUGUCGGCUACAGUUCGCUGUCGUCUGACGAAGACGUAAUUCAACGCCUGCUCGCUGAUUGGGACAGCCCAGAUGAGGCAUCUGCAUUCGCUCUGGUCGACCUCUUUACUUCACUCGCACUUGCGUACAUGGCGCUUCCCAGGAAGAGAAAAGCCAUUGACCUAUGCCUGGACCACGCCAGCAAGUAUGCCAGCGCCCUGAUAUCGGGGGACACGCACAACCUCAAGUCUCGUCCCUGCCUUCGCUACACCAUGGCCGGGGUUCUGCUAGAGAGCUAUAAUGACGACGUGGGCGAACAACGGCCGAUUCCUCUGGCACUGGAGUCUGGCUGUUAUGGGAGUUUCUUCGUCAGCAGAUAUCUCUUUCCGCGGACCAGCCUGCCUUUGUAUGCGCCUCUGGAAGAUGAGAAGCCUCUGUGGCUACCUCGCAAGACCAAAAUCACCCAAGCCGCAAAGCUCACCACCAAGGCAGUGAUGAAGGCGGCAGAGGAUCUAGGCGAUGUGGAACUGCAAGAGGCUUGUAUCCUCGAAGCCAUGGAGCAGGGCGAGGAAGCGCCUGAGUUAGUCGUGGCAAAGCUCGAUGCCAUGCAGGCCACCGUGGGCAGUGGUUUGGCGCGCCAGACCAGGUUGCUGUUCCGGUACAUGCUCAAACAGACGCCAUCAUCCUUGGAAGUGUUGAGGCGCGACAUCCUCACUCAGGGCGAGACGGGGCGGCGCAGUACCUGGCAGGACUACGCCCAGUGCAUGAUCAUUCGCGCCUUGACGCCAGGGAAACGGGCCAAGGAAGCCUACCAGAAGAAAGCGGAUGCGAUUGAGGAGCUUCUGGAGCCGCGGGAACGGGAGCGGCAAGUCGACAGGUUGCAGAGCGGCGUCUAUCCUGUCGAACCCUACAACGCGCCUCCAGAAAAGCCCAUGCAGCAGCAGCCGCCACAGCCUCCGCCGCCUCUGGCGCCUUCGCUGGCGCCUUCGCUGGCGCCGCAGGGGCCCGUGUACUUCAAUCUGACUGUCGUCAACCCGCCCGUCGAGCUCGAUUCCGCGCAGUUAGCCAGCAGAUAUAAGCGCGGGAAUUCGGACAAGCAGAGCACAAGCCGGAGAAAGAAGGAGGUGACGUGGAAGGCAGACGCGAAGCUUGCCACCAAAUUGGGUCCGGAGGACGACGAUGUGAUCGGUGCGACGGUGUCUGUGGUGCCAGACCUGCCAGCCGAAACUCCCAGCGCACCGUCUAAAUAGUCGAGGUCGAGACUCCAGGCUGGUCUGCCACGGCUGGUGCCGAGAGCCGUACGUUGAACUUGGCGAUACCAGCGAGUCAAGUAAAGGGGGUUUCAGGCCCUCAGGAACGCACGCACCUGACGAUACCAUUCCAAUUGUAUGAUACGAUACCUCAGGCCUGGAACAUGCAUCGCGACUGCCCUUGACGUGUGGUCGCCGUUGUGGAGAUCCAUACCCAGACUCCAGAGUCAAAUUGGGGAAGGAGCUACCUAGGUAAGGGAGCCAACAAGGAGCUCUCGGAGGGCAGCAGCGAGGGCAGGGAAGAACGUACAUACCUAGGUACGCGUAUGAAGUAGUAUGAAGUA
Purpureocillium takamizusanense is the source of this 2947-nucleotide messenger RNA. RefSeq lists its product as uncharacterized. The coding region runs from base 144 to 2603 and encodes 819 amino acids. Lineage: Eukaryota; Fungi; Ascomycota; Sordariomycetes; Hypocreales; Ophiocordycipitaceae. The transcript is spliced from 2 exons. The record is from RefSeq and is a predicted model, not a curated record.